Messenger RNA from Impatiens glandulifera, 2118 nucleotides. RefSeq names its product asparagine synthetase [glutamine-hydrolyzing] 2. Lineage: Eukaryota; Viridiplantae; Streptophyta; Magnoliopsida; Ericales; Balsaminaceae. Gene Ontology annotation, molecular function: asparagine synthase (glutamine-hydrolyzing) activity. The transcript is spliced from 14 exons. Bases 151 to 1914 code for a protein of 587 amino acids. The record is from RefSeq and is a predicted model, not a curated record. Gene Ontology annotation, cellular component: cytosol.
CGGUUUAGUGUAGUAAUCCGCAUUGCAUUGCGUUUCUUUGCUGGACACUGUUUCAUUUCAUUUCACCAUUCUCUCUCUCUCUCUCUCUAAUCCAGAUUCUGUCCAGAACCCCACCGUAGACACACCACACAGACAGGAUAUAGUUAUACCAUGUGCGGAAUACUAGCAAUUUUUGGUUGUGCAGACACAUCGCAGGCAAAGCGUGCUAGAGUCCUUGAGCUCUCUGGAAGGUUGCGUCAUAGAGGUCCUGAUUGGAGCGGUUUGCAUUGCUAUCAGGAUUGUUACCUUGCUCAUCAACGCUUAGCUAUUGUUGAUCCAACUUCUGGAGAUCAACCACUCUAUAAUGAGGAUAAGACUGUUGUUGUCACAGUCAAUGGGGAGAUAUACAACCAUAAACAGUUAAGAGAAAAGCUGAAAUCUCAUGUAUUUCGAACUGGAAGUGAUUGUGAAGUCAUUGCACAUCUCUAUGAAGAAUAUGGGGAAGAAUUUGUGGACAUGUUGGAUGGAAUGUUCUCUUUUGUCCUUCUUGACACUCGUGAUAAAAGUUACAUUGCAGCUCGGGAUGCCAUUGGCAUUACUCCACUUUAUAUGGGAUGGGGACUCGAUGGUUCUGUUUGGUUUGCAUCAGAGAUGAAAGCUUUAAGUGAUGAUUGUGAAAGGUUCAUCAGUUUCCCUCCUGGGCACAUAUACUCUAGUAAAACUGGAGGAUUGAGGAGGUGGUAUAACCCACAAUGGUACCUGGAACAAACACCUUCCACACCAUAUGAUCCCUUGGUCUUGCGUGCAGCAUUUGAAAAGGCAGUUACCAAGAGACUUAUGACAGAUGUGCCAUUUGGUGUACUUCUUUCUGGUGGUCUGGAUUCAUCGCUUGUUGCAUCUGUCACAUCUCGUUAUUUGGCUGAAUCAGAUGCUUCUUUCCAGUGGGGCUCACAGUUACAUACCUUUUGCGUUGGGUUGAAGGGUUCACCAGAUCUUAGAGCUGCCAGAGAAGUAGCAGAUUAUCUUAAGACUCGUCACCAUGAGUUUCACUUCACUGUUCAGGAAGGAAUUGAUGCUCUUGAAGAAGUUAUCUACCACGUUGAAACUUAUGAUGUUACUACAAUCAGAGCCAGUACUCCAAUGUUUCUAAUGUCUCGCAAAAUUAAGUCAUUGGGAGUAAAAAUGGUUCUCUCUGGAGAAGGGUCAGAUGAGAUUUUAGGUGGUUACUUGUAUUUCCACAAGGCACCUAACAAGGAUGAGUUCCAUCAGGAAACCUGUAGAAAGAUUAAAGCUCUCCAUCUGUAUGACUGCCUUAGAGCCAACAAAUCAACAUCGGCAUGGGGUGUUGAGGCUCGUGUACCGUUCUUGGACAAAGAAUUCAUCAACAUUGCCAUGAGCAUUGACCCAGAAUUCAAAUUGAUCAAGCCUGAUUUGGGUAGGAUUGAAAAGUGGGUUUUGCGUAAUGCAUUUGAUGAUGAUAAGAAGCCAUAUCUCCCAAAGCACAUUUUAUAUAGGCAGAAGGAACAAUUCAGUGAUGGCGUGGGAUACAGUUGGAUUGAUGGGCUGAAGGAACACGCAAAUCAACAAGUUACUGAUGCAAUGUUGACAAAUGCAAGCUUCGUUUAUCCUGAAAACACUCCUUUGACAAAAGAGGCAUAUUAUUAUAGGACCAUCUUUGAGAAGUUUUAUCCCAAGAAUGCGGCACGAUCGACAGUUCCAGGUGGUCCCAGCAUUGCUUGUAGCACAGCAAAGGCAGUGGAAUGGGAUGCGGCAUGGUCAAAGAAUCUUGACCCAUCUGGGCGUGCUGCAAUUGGAGUUCAUACAGAUGCUUACACUGAGAAAGCAGCAGAAUCUGCCAUUGUUGAUGAGCAGAAACCGCAGAAGAAGAAGUCAGUAGAAGCUGUUGUGGAGAGGACUACUACAGUGGUUGCUUGAUGGAUAGAGAUAAGACAUGAAUGAAGACUACUACUGUGUGUGGAAAAAAGUAAACUAAAUAAUUUAUGAUCCAGAUUGAUUCUCUGCUUUUAUUAGAUUGGAGGCAGAGAUGUUUGUCCAAUGUUUUCUUCUUUCUUCCUUCACUUUUCAGUUAUGUUCCAAUUACUUCAUUUAGGGUUUUAUGGAGUUUCCUUUUCUAACUUA